AUGCAGCCUCCCUUACGCUCUGAAAUGCAGUCAUCGUGCAGUGGUGUUUAUCACCCUUGUGAUCUAACUGGAUAUAAUACUGCUGAAUAUCAAACACAGGGUAGUGGUGGAGUGCCAGGGACUCCAGGCAUCCCAGGGCUGAAUGGACUCCCUGGACGAAAAGGAGAUAAAGGUGACGGAGGCCUGAAUGGACUUGAUGGUGCACCAGGGAAAAAGGGAGAGAAGGGAGCUACAGGUUUUCCAGGUUUCCCUGGUUUUAAGGGAUCACCAGGUGCACUGGGGCCCAAUGGAGCUCCUGGCCGCCCUGGACCAGUUGGGCCCAAAGGGGAAGUUGGACCUAAGGGAGAGAAGGGUAGAAGAGGCAGAGGGAAGACCUGUCAAAGAGGCCCUCCAGGAAUUCCUGGACAAAGAGGACUGGAUGGUGGGAUAGGAGUAGAAGGAAGGAAAGGAGAAAAAGGAGAGCCAGGACUUACAGUAGAGGAGGUGAAGGAUCUUGUGACCAAGGAGGUGAUAGAAAAGUGUGGCAAGGACUACCUUCUUGUCGUGAACACCAAUGAUCCAGAUGAAGGGAGCAUUCUGAAGGAGGAGGAUGGAGCAGAAGAAACGGAUGAGGAGGAACCGACCUCUUCGCCCACUGUUUCAGACCCCGAGCCCACAUCAGUGUACGACAAUACCACAAGAGUCAGUGAGGAGACAUCGCAGUCCGAGAGAGAGAGGAGACAUGCAUUCAUGCACCUGUCAGGCUCUGUCACCGACGUGUGUCUCGAGCCGAUGUCUGAGGGUCACUGCUCCGAGUACACGCUGCUCUGGUACUUCCACCUGAGCUCUGGAGAGUGUCGGCCCUUCGUCUACAGCGGCUGCGGAGGAAACGGAAACCGCUUCAGCACAAAACAUGACUGCCGGACCUACUGCAGCCUGGACCAGAGAGGUAAAGAGCCUGUCACUCACAGCCUGUAAGGAAGAUUAUACAGUGAGACGUUACGGCAGUUCAGGUGUAAACAGUGAGCCUUACCUGAGGAGAGAGUGUGAUGAUGUUUACCCCAAAUACUGUCGUGUUUUGAAUUAUGUUUUAUCCUGAAAUAGUUAAA
Pygocentrus nattereri (red-bellied piranha) is the source of this 1088-nucleotide messenger RNA. RefSeq lists its product as uncharacterized. Lineage: Eukaryota; Metazoa; Chordata; Actinopteri; Characiformes; Serrasalmidae. The coding region runs from base 1 to 957 and encodes 318 amino acids. The transcript has 10 exons. Gene Ontology annotation, molecular function: serine-type endopeptidase inhibitor activity. The record is from RefSeq and is a predicted model, not a curated record.